GCAUUUUGACAGCUAACAAAAUGGCAGACGUCAAGGCACAAACAAAUAAGCGCAUCCAUGUGUAGUCGUUGUUUAUUUAUAAAAUAUCCUUCGACCGAGACACACGCAUCUAGCAAAUAUGCCGAAAUACUACUGCGAUUAUUGUGAUACCUAUCUCACACACGAUUCACCCAGUGUUCGCAAGACACAUUGUACCGGCCGCAAACAUCGAGACAAUGUGAAAUUCUAUUAUCAAAAGUGGAUGGAAGAGCAGGCUCAAAAUUUAAUUGAUGCCACCACAGCAGCAUUCAAAGCUGGGAAAAUUGCACAGAAUCCGUUUGCCGCACCUCCGCCGAAACUUGGAGUCAACAUUCCGCCUCCACGGCCUGGCAUGAUGCCUCCGGUAAUGAUGAUGCCACCGGGUAUGAUGGGAAUGAGACCACCAAUCAUGGGUAUAGGAGGACAGAUGAUGGGACCGCCACCAAUGCCAAUGCGACCACCGAUGGGACCACCGGCAAAGCAGUAACCUAAGUGAAAUGAUUGUGUGUGUAUAUAAUAAGACAUUUUUGACGUUGUAAACGUUCCAUAUUCACCUUCAUAUUGAAUAGAGAAUUUUGCAACAUUAAU
Messenger RNA from Bradysia coprophila, 606 nucleotides. It is a transcript of the gene snRNP-U1-C, whose product is annotated as small ribonucleoprotein particle U1 subunit C. The record is from RefSeq and is a predicted model, not a curated record. Gene Ontology annotation, biological process: spliceosomal snRNP assembly; mRNA splicing, via spliceosome; mRNA 5'-splice site recognition. Gene Ontology annotation, cellular component: U1 snRNP; nucleus. NCBI's taxonomy places the organism in Eukaryota, Metazoa, Arthropoda, Insecta, Diptera, Sciaridae. Gene Ontology annotation, molecular function: pre-mRNA 5'-splice site binding; zinc ion binding.